This is a messenger RNA of Sinocyclocheilus grahami, 1634 nucleotides long. RefSeq names its product lysophosphatidic acid receptor 6-like. The coding region runs from base 55 to 1035 and encodes 326 amino acids. Gene Ontology annotation, biological process: G protein-coupled receptor signaling pathway; behavioral response to pain. Gene Ontology annotation, molecular function: G protein-coupled receptor activity. NCBI's taxonomy places the organism in Eukaryota, Metazoa, Chordata, Actinopteri, Cypriniformes, Cyprinidae. The transcript has a single exon. The record is from RefSeq and is a predicted model, not a curated record. Gene Ontology annotation, cellular component: membrane.
CAUUUCACAUUUCAACACAGCACUUCUCUUUAUUUCGCCGUUAUCUUUGGAAAAAUGCCACACAACAACACAGAUAACUGCAGCACAUCUCAUUUCAGAUAUCCACUUUUCACUUCCACCUACAGCUUCGUGCUGCUGUUCGGCCUUCCUUUGAACUCUGUGUCUCUUUGGAUACUGGUUUGUCGGAAUGGCUUGAGGAAAUCCGUUCCGGGGAUCUACAUGGCCAACCUGGCCUUAUCGGACCUACUUUUCACGCUUUCCCUGCCCUUUCGGAUUAUCUACUUCGCCACAGGUGAAUGGAAGCUGGGAAACACUCUAUGCAUGAUUCCAGGGACCCUCUUUGCCGUCAACAUCUACUCCAGCUCCUUGUUCAUCACGCUCAUCAGUGUGGACCGGAUGCUGGCUGUGGUGUAUCCACUGAGAUCUCGACAUUUGCGGACGGUACCGAUGGCCUGGGUGUUUUGUGUGAUCGUGUGGCUGAUCAUCGCUGGAUUGGCAGUGCCAACAGCCUUAAACCACCCCGAAAAUAAGGACCCAGAGUGUAACGUUACACGCUGUUUUGAGAAAUACACCGAUAAAGAAUGGAUUAUGGGUUUCACAAUCCUCUGCUGCGCCACUUUCUUUGGUAUUUUAAUACCUUUCUGCAUUAUUCUGGGCUGUACGGUGGCAGUCGUGCGGCAGCUGAAAGGCUACAGCAUGGCGACUUCCUCAUGCAGCACCGAGCUGAGUAAAAGCAAGAUUGUGAAGCUCUUUCUGUCCAACUUGCUCAUCUAUGCCAUUUGUUUUAUCCCAUUUCACACUGCUUUCAUCCUCUUUGGCUUGCACAAACUUCACAUCUUGCAUGGAGAUAAUACUCUUGAAAUUUACUUUAACCUACAGACUGUUACCAUGUGCAUGGCCAGCACAAACAGCUGUCUGGACCCUUUGAUCUACUAUUUCAGCUCAAAGAAUAUUCAAGGUAGAGCCAGAUGUGACUCUUCAUCCAAAACCGUCGGUCUCGGCCUGGUCCAGAGCAUGAGUUGGAACGGACAGUAAAGCACCGUCCAUCAUAAUCACUUGUGUUGUUGAGGUAAAGAAGUUCUUUGUCUGAAAGGAAAUGGUUAUGUAAAAAAAAAAACAGGUCUUAAACCAAAAGCUGACUCACGCACGAGAACGUUGCACAUCUCUGCUCGUGUGCAUUGCGGGAAAAGGUUGCAACUCUGUUUACCUCGCUCAGGCGUCCUAAAGCAGGUCAAAAGGGAAGAAGACACCAAACGUUGAGCCAGUGAUUCAUUAACUGACAAUGUGAUAUAAAUACUUUAAUUUGUUCUGCAAAACUUGCAUUGUUGCAAAUCAUCAACUAAGCUGUUUACGUGUGCAUUUGCUUAUCACUGGGAACCCAGGGCAGUAGCUACUGUAGAAAUGUUGGCCCCUCUGGUUGUAUAUUGCUAUGUUUUGCUGCAUUAGCUGCAUUUCUACCAGCAUUACAGUUGAAAAAGUGUUCAGUUUGUCUUUUUGUCUGUUUUUGUGUCAUUGAGCAAUACAUUUGAACUGCAUUUUUAUUUCCCCAGGAUUGCACUGAAGUUUCGCAUAGUAAUAUGCACUUUUGCUUUUGUGUCUUGCAUUAUGUUGGUCGAAAUAAACCAAGCAUACUU